Molecule: messenger RNA, 1224 nt
Organism: Metarhizium brunneum ARSEF 3297
Lineage: Eukaryota; Fungi; Ascomycota; Sordariomycetes; Hypocreales; Clavicipitaceae
Biological process (GO): positive regulation of transcription by RNA polymerase II; meiotic cell cycle
Cellular component (GO): nuclear chromosome
Molecular function (GO): DNA binding; DNA-binding transcription factor activity
Source: RefSeq, a predicted model, not a curated record
AUGGAGAUGAUGGGUACUCUGCAGUAUUUGGACCCGAAUAUGACAAACAUCAAACCAGACAUCUCGGGCGUCAUCGACAAAGGGCCGUUUCUGUCCUCGGAUCGGGAAUGGACGUGUUAUAGGCGGAACUAUCUGGCGUGCAUUUGCUCCUUCAGCCUCAGUCCUAGUUAUCCCGGCCCUGGGAUACAAUUCACACCUACACCAAUGACCGGGACGAGCACGACGCAAACGUUUCAAGUCUACGGGUUUGCCAUGUGCAUAUCGGCCGUAGUGGCAGACAAUGAACAGCACGCCAUUGAACUUGUCCAGCACACACCAAAGAGAGACAAAGGCCCAAUAUCCAAACCGUCCAAGACUCUCAUUGCGCCAAAGACCAGCUCAACGCCACAUAAUCCUUCGCUUAGCAUAUACGGGGAUGGCUCAGGCCUUUCCAGCUCCCGGAGUCUGUAUGCCGACGGAUUCGGCGGUCAGACCAACGUUGGCCAACAGGUACCAACCGAACAUACCUUUGAGCGUAUCCAGUUCAAGCAGGCAACCCAGAACAAUGGCAAGAGACGGGCGGCGCAACAGUACUAUCACCUCGUGGUCGAGUUAUGGGCAGACGUCGGAACGCAAGCCAGCGACCAGUUUGUCAAGGUUGCAUUUCGGAAAUCGGCAAAAAUGAUUGUUCGCGGCCGCUCCCCGGGCCACUAUCAAAACGAGCGACGCAACAGCCAAGGAAAUGGCACAGGCGGUGCCGCUGGCAGCGGAGGAUACCGAUCCAUGGGCCCAAUGGGAGAUUUUGGCAACGGUUCUGGCAUGACGGGACCUGGGCUCGGAGGCUACAACUCAGGGUACGACGGUCGUGGCACCAAUUACAACAACGUCAGGCACCAAGAAAUGUCUCCGGAGAGCAUCUUCUCCUCGGGCGACGACAAACCCUCCAACAAGACAUAUCAGUACUAUGCUAGCGGAGCAGGGUCGUCCUCGUCGUAUGAAAGUCAUAGCGACAGGGUGGACUUGUUUGGCCACAGAAAUGGCACAGACACGUUGCACUCGAGCCUUCCGAACCACGCCACCAACGAACGCAAAGUCAAGCCCGAGUUUGACUUCAACAUGCUGCCCAGCCCUUUCAGCGGGGGGGCACGGACGGACGAUCAUCAUCGAGAACGUUUUGAUGGCCGGCCCAGUCCGGGUGGCUUCUACCCAUCAAUUGUGCCGCCAACCGGACUUGGCGCUCUUUGA